This is a messenger RNA of Gongylonema pulchrum, 204 nucleotides long. The record is from the annotation of a GenBank genome assembly. Lineage: Eukaryota; Metazoa; Nematoda; Chromadorea; Rhabditida; Gongylonematidae.
AUGUCAGUGUUCGUGCCGCCUGCUUUGACCACUGAUCUGGAAGAGCGACGACCGUCUCGCAUGUAUCGUCGAGCCACAAAGCGAAAGUACAGCAUUUCACACACCGUCAGUCACGUGAAAUCAGUCCACGGCACAGUUGCAGCUGGUGAGUUCAGUGAUUACAAUAAAAGAUUUUUACUUUGGUACUUCAAUGAUAGUCAGUGA